AUGGUCGCUUGUCCCAUAUGCGGGCAAUCUGUCAAGCAAGCUCAGAUCAAUGCUCACAUUGAUUCUGACUGCGUCAAGCACGUUGACGUAUCUGGACCGGUGCUCAAUGGCUCUUCUCAGCCAGAAACGUCAAUAUCUGGAUUUUUCUCGACACCGCUCGCGAAGCGUAUCGUAUCACAAGAGAACCCUAGGCCCGAGACCAAGCUGACUCCGGAUGAAGCCCGAUCUGUGCCGGCAAAACGUUCUUUCGUGGAUAAUCAGCAUCCUUUCAUCGACAUAGGGCAGAAUGGCAACACGGAGCCUGAAGGCGCACUUGUUGAGCCAACAGCCAAAAGGUCAAAGACGACAAAUGCUUUCCAGAAAGCUGCGCCUCUGGCAGAGCGCAUGCGCCCACGUACUCUUAAUGAUGUCUAUGGCCAAGACCUAGUUGGUCCCUCUGGCGUGUUGCGUGGCUUGAUCGAGCAGGAUAGGGUACCCAGCAUGAUCUUAUGGGGAAAUGCAGGGACUGGCAAAACAACUAUAGCUCGAGUCAUUGCGACCAUGGUGGACAGUCGUUUCGUGGAGAUCAACAGUACAAGUUCUGGGGUGGCAGAAUGCAAAAAGCUCUUCGGCGAGGCAAAAAACGAGCUUGGGCUCACUGGGCGAAAGACAAUCAUCUUCUGUGAUGAGAUCCACAGAUUCUCCAAGUCACAACAGGACGUCUUCCUAGGACCGGUGGAGAGUGGACAGAUAACACUCAUUGGAGCUACUACAGAGAAUCCUUCAUUCAAGAUCCAAGAUGCUCUGCUUUCGCGUUGUCGCACUUUCACAUUGCAGAAGCUUACCGAUGGCAGUAUUUGCGAGAUCCUUAAUCGAGCGUUACAAGAGGAGGGCCCCAACUAUUGCCCAUCAGCUCUUGUGGACGACGAGUUGGUAAAGUACCUCGCAGCUUUUGCAGACGGCGAUGCUCGGACUGCGCUCAACCUUCUUGAGCUAGCUAUGGAGCUAUCGAAACGAAAAGACAUGACCCAGGGGGAUUUGAAAAAGUCGUUGACCAAGACUUUAGUCUACGACAGAGCAGGAGAUCAACACUAUGAUACCAUCUCGGCCUUCCACAAGUCAAUCAGGGGUGGCGAUCCAGAUGCGGCUUUAUAUUAUUUGGCUCGAAUGCUGCAAUCCGGUGAGGAUGCCCUGUAUAUUGCUCGCCGUUUGGUGGUUGUUGCAUCUGAAGACAUUGGUCUGGCCGACAACGGUAUGCUAUCCUUGGCCACAGCAGCCUAUACUGCAGCUGAGAAGGUCGGUAUGCCAGAAGCACGUAUCAACCUUGCUCAUGCCACUGUUGCCAUGGCACUCUCCAAAAAGAGUACUAGAGCGUACAGGGGCCUUUCCAACGCGACUGCUGCUCUCCGUGAGCCAGGCAUCGCGGGCUUGCCAAUCCCAGUUCAUCUGCGUAAUGCUCCCACAAGACUUAUGAAAGAGCUGGGCUACGGCAAGGAGUAUAAGUACAACCCGGACUAUGUCGAUGGCAAGGUGGCGCAAGAGUAUCUUCCAGAGCAGUUGCGAGGCUGUCACUUUCUUGAAGAAGCUGACCUUGGAAACCAAUACGACCCUGAUAUAUCCCAACAUUGA
This is a messenger RNA of Endocarpon pusillum Z07020, 1608 nucleotides long. RefSeq lists its product as uncharacterized. Gene Ontology annotation, cellular component: nucleus. Gene Ontology annotation, molecular function: single-stranded DNA helicase activity; ATP binding; DNA binding. The record is from RefSeq and is a predicted model, not a curated record. The transcript has a single exon. Gene Ontology annotation, biological process: regulation of DNA repair; DNA repair; DNA-templated DNA replication. The coding region runs from base 1 to 1608 and encodes 535 amino acids. NCBI's taxonomy places the organism in Eukaryota, Fungi, Ascomycota, Eurotiomycetes, Verrucariales, Verrucariaceae.